AACAACAGCAGUGAGGCAAGAGAUUCAAGGACAUCUGUAACCUCAGAUAAACAGACUGGUACAAGGAAAAGAGAAAAGGUAGUGUGCUGCGUCCCCGGUGCUCGGUGUGAGCCCUGCAGCUCUCUAUUGGCCGUUUUCAUUCCAAGGUCACCAAGAUGUUGGACUUGUAACGUCUUCACAUUGUUGCCACCUCCAGCUUUUUGCUGCUAAACGUUCCAAAGAAAUGCUUUCUCCCCCCAGCACCCCAGAGAGGCUCGGCUUGUGAAGGCGGACCGGAUUCCAAGUCACAAAACUUUGGGAAGUAAGGAGAGAGCAGAGCCAUGAGGAUCCUUCUAUAUCUGGGCACCCUGGUGAUCCUGCACCCCGGCUCCGCGUGCCGUCACCAUGGAAGUGUAUUUAUCUGCCAGGGGAGAGACGUGGAGCAGGUUCCGCGGGACAUCCCGAAAAACGCCACCGAACUAAGAAUCGUCUACACAAAAAUUACAGUUAUUCCAAAUGGUGUCUUCUCUGGAUUUGAAGAACUUACAAAUAUAGAGAUAUCUGAAAAUUAUGACUUGAAAUCAAUAGAGGCCAACGUAUUCUCAAACAACCCGCAACUGCAGGAAAUAAGAAUUGAAAAAGCAAACAGCCUUGAACAUAUUGACCAAAAUGCUUUCUGGAACCUUCCGAUGCUGAAAUAUCUGUUUAUAUACAACACCGGAAUACAUAUCAUCCCCGCCGUUUCCAGGAUACAGUCUCUCGAAAUAGUAUUUCUGGAUAUUCAAGACAAUAUCAAUAUAAAGAAGAUUCAAAGAAAUGCCUUUUCGGGGCUGAGUAAUGAAAGUGUCCGAUUAUGGCUUGUGCAGAACGAUAUAGAAGAAAUAGAGAACCAUGCUUUCAAUGGAACAAAUGUACAUGAAUUACUCCUCAGUGGCAAUCAGAAGCUAACAACGUUACCCGAUCUUGUUUUCCAUGGAGCCAGCGGACCAGAAGUGCUGGAUAUUUCAAAAACUCAGAUCAACUCACUGCCCAAGCACGGCCUGGAGCAUAUAAAGAAACUUAUUGCUAACCAUGCUUAUAACUUGAAGAAGCUCCCUCCUUUGGAAAGGCUGUCUAGUCUUAUUGAGGCCAACCUUACGUAUCCAAGCCACUGCUGUGCUUUUAAGAACUGGAAGAAACAGAAAAGUAGCACGGAUGUGCAUCCUUUGUGCAAUAGAAGCAGUUACAUUCUGAAUGGAGAUUCAAAGCCUACCAACAAAAGAUCAGGACAGAUGGAUUACUACACGAGCAGUGACCCAAGCUUCGAGCAAGAUGACUUUGACUACUAUUUCUGUUUUGAUGUGCAGAAUGUCAAGUGUUUCCCGAAACCGGAUGAAUUCAACCCAUGCGAAGACAUCAUGGGCUAUGACUUUCUCCGUAUCCUCAUGUGGUGUAUCAGCAUCCUGGCCAUAAGUGGGAAUGCAGUGGUGCUCAUAAUAUUGAUAACCAGCAAGUCUAAAUUCAGCGUCCCCAAGUUUCUAAUGUGCAAUCUGGCCUUUGCAGACUUUUGCAUGGGCAUCUACCUCCUCCUGAUUGCCUCUGUGGACAUCAAAACAAAAAGCCAAUAUUAUAACUAUGCUAUCGAGUGGCAGACAGGAGCGGGUUGUCAUGCAGCAGGAUUUUUUACUGUGUUUGCCAGCGAACUUUCGGUCUACACACUGACAGCCAUCACCCUUGAGCGGUGGCAUACCAUAACCUAUGCGAUGCAGCUCCAACGUAAAGUCAGAUUACGCCAUGCUAUCGUCAUUAUGAUUUCCGGUUGGAUCUUCGCGAUUGUAGUGGCCCUGCUGCCCAUCGUUGGCAUAAGCAGUUACAUGAAAGUUAGCAUUUGUUUGCCCAUGGACAUUGAAUCUUUACCUUCACAGGCUUAUAUCAUUUUUCUCCUAGUGCUUAAUGUUUUUGCUUUUGUGGCUAUCUGUAUUUGCUAUGCACAUAUAUAUAUCACUGUACGCAAUCCCGAUAUUGUCUCCUCCCACAGCGACACCAAAACGGCCAUAAGAAUGGCGGUUCUGAUUUUCACCAAUUUUCUGUGCACUGCGCCCAUUUCAUUCUUUGCCAUCUCUGCCUCCCUGAAGGUUCCCUUAAUAACAGUGUCCAAUUCCAAGAUCCUGUUAGUUUUGUUUUAUCCCAUUAAUUCCUGCGCCAAUCCGUUUCUCUACGCCUUUUUCACAAAGGCUUUUCGAAAGGACUUUUACAUUCUGAUGAGCAAACUUGGCUGCUGCAAAUCACAAGCUCUCAUUAUGAGGACGGAGACCUCGUCGUCAAUUCUCAAUUCACGGAAUGGGCAUUACACUCCCGGGCAAAAAAACAGCUCGGGCUCAGUGUACACGUUGGUCACAUUAAAUCACCAAAACUGAAACAGAAUUGGGUUUGCUUUUUUGACACGUCUAAGGGCACUAAGUAAACUAGGGCAGCUAUGUUGGCAAAAAGUUGAAUCUGAUUGGCUGCUAUAGCUUACUGUGCUUUGUCCAAGCUUCUACGUAUUUUUCGACGUAUUUUUGUAAAAAAAAAAAA
Messenger RNA from Rana temporaria (common frog), 2532 nucleotides. RefSeq names its product follicle stimulating hormone receptor (gene FSHR). Gene Ontology annotation, biological process: follicle-stimulating hormone signaling pathway; male gonad development. Gene Ontology annotation, molecular function: G protein-coupled receptor activity; follicle-stimulating hormone receptor activity. Gene Ontology annotation, cellular component: membrane. The transcript is spliced from 10 exons. The record is from RefSeq and is a predicted model, not a curated record. The coding region runs from base 321 to 2375 and encodes 684 amino acids. NCBI's taxonomy places the organism in Eukaryota, Metazoa, Chordata, Amphibia, Anura, Ranidae.